GUGGACUGUUACCGAGGCUGCUGACGGAGGAGGGAGGGACACACAGUCCGGAUGCUCCUUCAUGAGGAGAAGAGCAGUACAUCAACGAUUACAAUGCGGUGCCAAAUGUUUCUAAUUUGGUAAUUCGGCAGGAUGCUGUUUGGAGAGGAAAACGCAUAUGAAAUAAACGUGGGUGGGAUCCCGACUGCAUUCGGACUCGGAUUUAUGACAAAGAAACCGACGAGCUACAUUUAGAGAAAUAUUGGAAGUAUAUCUGGAUUCUGCACAAACUGGAUGGGCUCUUGUACGGGAUGGACGCGUCGUCCUUGCGUCUUCGGAAGGGAUUGUAUCGACAUUUCUCCCUCCAAGGGUCUCACGUUCAAUUCCAAGUACUUACGGAGACAAUAUUGGACCCUUCGAGCAUUUCCUAUUCUAGAUGUGUUUUUGUGGGCUCGUUUUGGAUAAAUAAAUAAAAAUAAUCAACUUUAUUGAUGAUCCAUGCAGAACGGAAGGUCUUUUAGGGGGGGAUUUCAACGAUGUAUCGACUCGAGUGAGCCGCUUGCGAUAAAGAAUCGGAAAAUCGGUAUAUCAUUCUGCAUUUGGAUGAGAUUCUCCUGGUCCAUUUAAUACAUUUAUUGUUUUGAAAGUAUCGUAUGUUACAUUUAUACAAGUGAGAAUAUUAUUGAGGGACUUUGGAACCAGAGUAGGAGAUCUGGACGACAUCAUCAUCAUCAUCAUCAUCAUCAUCAUCAUUUCUGAAGAUCUUGGACAUCUUUGUGCUGCUCUGAACUUGGGAAUCGUUUGGAUGCUCCGGGACGGAGGUGGCAUUGCUCCAGUUACCCAGAAGUCCUUGAUUAGACAGGAGAUGCCCUUCUGAGAUGACUGACACAGGAACAAACUUCAUAUCUGGACCAGGAAGCUGAUGCAUCAUGGAGAGGCUGGUGUUUUAUGUCUUGGUGUUUGGCGCUCUGGUGAAGGCACAACACUGUCCUGGUCGAUGCAUCUGUCAGACCAUCUCACCGACACUUACGCUCCUCUGUGCCAAGACUGGACUUCUGUUUGUACCACCAACCAUUGACCGCAGGACCGUAGAGCUACGCCUGACCGACAACUUCAUCACUGCUAUACGAAGGAAAGACUUCUUAAACAUGACGAGUCUGGUGCACCUCACUCUGUCACGCAAUACUAUCAGUCAGAUCGAUCCGCACGCUUUUGAGGGACUCAAGUCUUUGAGAGCGCUACACAUGGAUGGAAACCGUAUAGCUGUCAUUAAUAGUGACCAGUUGAAGGGUUUGAUCAGCCUGAGACACCUUAUACUGGGCAAUAAUCAAAUUCAGCAAAUUGAACCAUCCUCCUUUGAUUUGUUUGUAUCCACUAUUGAGGACUUGGAUUUGUCCUACAAUAACUUGAGAACAUUACCUUGGGAGGCCAUAGCCAAGAUGACCAACAUAAACACGUUGACUUUGGACCACAAUUUAAUCGACCACAUUGGCGUAGGGACCUUCACGCUCCUCACAAAGCUGGUACGAUUGGAUAUGACAUCAAACCGCUUGCAGACGUUGCCCCCUGACACGCUAUUCCAACAUGCCCAAGUGUUGUCCGACCCAAAGAUGUCCAGCUCGUCAACGCUGACGGUGAGUUUUGGUGGCAACCCUCUUCACUGUAACUGUGAGUUACUCUGGUUACGUCGGUUGACGAGGGAAGACGAUCUCGAGACUUGUGCUUCUCCAGAUCAACUGAUGGACAAAUAUUUCUGGUCCAUCCAGGAGGAGGAGUUCAUCUGUGAGCCGCCUCUUAUUACCAAACACCUGGUCACCAAACCCUAUGUCAUGGAAGGUCAGGGGUUGACUCUAAAGUGCAAGGCGAUGGGCGACCCGGAGCCCACAAUUCACUGGCGUUUUCCAGACGGCAAGUUGGUGCACAAUAAUUCUCGUACAAUCCUCUACGACAACGGUACUCUGGAAAUCCUCAUAACCACUUUGAAGGACAGCGGCGCCUUCAAUUGUGUCGCCUCUAAUGCAGCUGGAAUCGCAACAGCUGCCGUGGAGGUCAAUAUGAUUCCAUUGCCGUUGUUUGUGAACAACACAGGUCACAUGAGGGAGGCAGACCCGGGACUCUCUGACAUCACCACCUCGACCAAAUCUGGAAACAAUGACACGAAGUCCCAGAACAAGAGAGUGGUUGUUGAGGAACUGAGCGCCAACUCUGCUGUGAUCCACUGGCCAUCGGAACGCCACAUCCCUGGAAUAAGAAUGUAUCAGAUUCAGUACAACAGCACUGUAGACGACACCCUGGUGUACAGGAUGAUUCCCUCUGCAAGCAAGACGUUCAAGAUAAACGAUCUGGCUGCUGGUCGCGAGUACGAGCUGUGCGUGUUGGCCGUGUACGAUGAUGGCAUCACAUCUCUCACAGCGACGCGAGUGGUGGGGUGUGUUCAGUUCCACACGCCGGUGGAGGCCGGUCAGUGCCGCUUCAUCCACAGUCAGUUCCUUGGUGGAACCAUGAUCAUCAUCAUCGGCGGAAUAAUCGUCGCAUCCGUCCUCGUCUUCAUCAUCAUCCUCAUGAUCCGAUACAAGGCAUACAGUGGGGUUGGCGGGGUGAAGGCGAAAGCUCGCGAUGGCAUGCACGAGCACCCUCAGACAAACGGAAGCAGACUCGGGCGUUCCGGUUCGAAACAGCCGCUACAUUCGCAACCGAGCGAGGAACGACCCUGUCGCAGCGAGUCGCCCACGAUGAAGGACUGCAAGGCUCUGGUGCUUCUACAGAUGGAGGAAUCGCAGGAGGAGCUGAAGGUGGAACUCCCGCCACUUUGCGAAGGGAAAGUGCCACCCUCUAGGCGAGCCAGUUUGGGCGGGCCGCCCUCAGACGACACGCAGACGGACAGCAGCCUCACAGGCUCCACCAUGUCUCUGUGCCUGAUCGGGCCGAGCACCGGUCCGACGGAACCGCUGCGACUCAAGGACAGCAAGGGGGCGCUGACAAACAUAAGCCUGCUGCCCAGUGAGCUCGCCCGGACUCGGCACCGGUUCUCGUUCGACGGAGACUAUGCUCUGUUCCAGAGUCACAGUUACCCGAGACGGGCUCGAACCCGGCGACACAAAUCCACCACGCAGCUGAACACGGACGCGUCGCCCCCUUGCAAUCGCAGGGUGACGUUCAGCAGCACAGAGUGGAUGUUAGAGAGUACGGUGUGAUGGACGACUACACCACAUAAACACACGCUUGUGCAGACAUGGAAGCCAACUCCUACACACAUUUUGACAUGUCUAUAUAUAGACGUUGUUGCAGUCUCAUAUUGAUCCCUACAUCUGUUUUGACGCUCUGUUUCAAAAUCUAGUGAGCUGCCUACUUAGUAUUUUAAGGCUUCAUUUUCAAGCAUAGUAAAUAUAAUCAUUUGUUGCAUAACGUGAGAAAGGUGCCGAUACGCUCAUAUUUUAUUCAGUAAUCUAAUUAAUCACAAUAAAUCGCAUAUAUCAAUACUUGCAUAUAGAGAAAGGCCCCCAAAUAAAGAUAAUUCAGUAUAUAUUAAUUAAACAUAAUUACAUUGAUUUAACGUGUUAAUUCAGUGCAAUUAAUUAUAUAUAAAAAAUGUAAUAAUUAAUCAUGUCCCUGGAUCGUAAUCCGGAAGAUUCCAGAGCAAUUCAAGCUUGCCCCCAGGGGGCAGUAAGCGAAACUUCAGCUGUAUAGGCAACGAGCAGCUUAUACAGAGAGCAAACCGACUCUUUUCAGCAGACAGCGCAACACAAGGACGUAUCCACAGAUUGAUGGAGCACAAAUAUGUAUUUAGGGAUCUCAAGAUAAAUAUUAUACUAUGUUUAGCUUUAAACAGCGACCUAAGAAUGGUAAGUUAUGACUCGACGCAACCAAAAGCGAGAUGCUACAAAAGUGUCUGAUGCAGGUGUACUUUGAUGCAUCCUUAUAAAAGCCCUUGUAAUAAAUCACAGACAAAAUUGAUUGAUGUGAACUUUAGUCCAAUGGUUGUCCUAUGUUCAAUAAUAUGGUAAAUAAAAAGUACUUUCUACACUGUGAUUUUAAGUGGACGAAUGUAGAGAUGCCACUUCUCGGAGCAGGUGGCGUGUUGUAGCGUGCGUUAAAGUAAAGUUACUGUCAACAUGCUCAAAUUACCGCUAUAAUACUUUAGUAUCAAAUCUGCCCACUUUUAACGAAAAAUAUCAAAACGAUUCCAGUCGGUCUCCAAAUAUUUUUGGGAUUGUUUCCAUCCACGUAUGUUUUUGCAAACUUUGGGAUAUCUCAUUAAAAAUGCUGAAUGAAAACGCCAAGAUGCUAAAAAUCUCCAAAAUGCACAUUUUACGAUAACUUGAGGUGGAUGCAUUUUUUUAUUCGAUAAGAAGAGAUGCACACAAACUAUGUUACCCAAGAAUUUAUAUCAAAUAAGUCAUGUGACUUUGCCUCAACGUGCCAUGAGAAUACAUAAUUGGCUAACUAUGACCUCGCCGAUAAAUGCAUCUGUUACCGAUCGCAAGCAUACAUGAGGUUCGUGAGAGCGUUUUGUCUGCACGCUCUAAACCACAAGUAGUUCAUUUAAUUAAACAAAAGUGCCACUGUGGCUACAACCAGGGCUGGACUGGCAAUCUGGCAUACCGGGCAUUUUCUCGGUGGGCCGACGCACUUUGGGGCAGACUGGCCAGGGAGAGAACCGAGCGGGUCGGUGUGUUGGCCGCGAAACGUGCCGGAUGGGCCGCAAUAAGCAAAAACAAGCCGCCGCGUUACGCAGAACAGAGAACAAAACGGCGCCGCGAUAUGCAGAAAAGGACAGCGAACACCCCCCUCAACUUUUGGGCCAGUUGCCAUGUAAAAUCCCGGGCCGAUUUCUCUUCCCAGUCCCGACCCUGGCUACAACCAUGUGCCAUUUUGUGCCAAUUGCCCAGAAAGUGACGAUUUUGACACAUGCUUUACAUAAUCCAAAACAUUUUUGCCGACUUUCGGAUUUCCACUUAAAAGAACAACAAGACAGCUCACUAGGUUUUGAAACAGAGCUUGUUCUGUCAUAUUUUAGGAGCUUUCCUCGCGUCCUCUUUCAGUCCUAGAGAGAGUCAGUUAUCUGCCCUUUUCUGUAAUGCAGCGGUGCCUUAUCAAACACACCAACCAAUGGAGGAUGCUGCUUCCUGUGGUCACACAAACACAUACAUCUGUCAGCACUGGUCUUCACGUCUCUGGAUAAAGUAGGAUGCUGUAUGUUGCAAUCUUUCCUUUCGUUUAUUUUGUUUACAAUGUGAUGCCAAGGGAGCAACAGGAAGAGGAAGUGACUGAGUUUCAUACAAAACGUCGAUGAUCGCAGUAAAUAAACUCAUGAGCGUGUGUGUGUGUUUAUGUCGAAUACUUUUAAAGACUUUUGCACAGAAGACACGAGAUGUAUACGAAUACAUAUUGCACCAGUCUAUAUGACAACAAAGAAAAAAAAAACAUUUCAAAUUAGAUCUAUCCAAAUAACAUUUGUUAUUUCAGGAAGAACGGACCAGGUUUUGUACGAGGACGUCUCGUGACUGGAUGCAGGACUGUUUCUAAACCAGUAUUGUGCUAAUGUGACUGUAUCCUCAAAAUUGGUUUUGUAUCUGGCUGGUCUAGAUGAAAAAAAAAAAAAAAGUUAAAAAUUAAAAUAAAGAAAAAGACAAUUACGACAACAGCGACCACAAAUACAUAUAUAAGUAUAUUAAAAAUCUCAGUGUAUGUGUUAUAAAUAUGUAAGUCAUAAGUGAAAUGACUUUUUACGAAACAUUUGUAGUGUUGGCGUUUGGUUUUUAUAUUAAAAGCCACUGUCAUCACGAAUCCCCACGUUUAGGAUAUUACAGUUUGGUCCAUUCAUGCCUCAUGAUAGGGGAUUAAACG
This is a messenger RNA of Xyrauchen texanus (razorback sucker), 5826 nucleotides long. It is a transcript of the gene lrfn1, whose product is annotated as leucine rich repeat and fibronectin type III domain containing 1. The record is from RefSeq and is a predicted model, not a curated record. The transcript has 4 exons. The coding region runs from base 909 to 3173 and encodes 754 amino acids. Gene Ontology annotation, molecular function: protein binding. NCBI's taxonomy places the organism in Eukaryota, Metazoa, Chordata, Actinopteri, Cypriniformes, Catostomidae.